AUAUUACUACCUCUCUUACAAAGCUCAUCAUGUCCUAAGAGAUAUGAUAGUUUAUGGGGGUGAAAAAUGGGAGGUCACAUUCACUGUUUUUCAAAGCAAAAUCUCUUAAAUGUGCUUUCUUUGAUUAUCUUGGUCCACUUGUUUUUAAUGUUUCUCAAGUAGCUGGCUAUACAAAUCUAAGCUCUCUAGGGUUUUCUAUUCUGUUCUCUUCCCCAAAAUCUAGGGUUUAUAAAGAAACCAUUUUCACCUCAAAUCAAUGGAGCCCACCUCCAGAACCACCUCACCAUCUCCAACAAUGUGCCUAGGGUUUCGAUUCCCCCAUUAAAGUACAGUUCAAAACCUAUACAUAUAGCUCCUUGUAUCUAUCUGUAGCUCUCUGUGAGAAAAAAAGGGCUCACUCUUUGCUCCUGUCAAUGGCCAAAACCAGACCAGGCAGACGAGAUUUGGACUCUUAUACCAUCAGAGGCACCAACAAAGUCGUCAGAGCUGGGGAUUGCGUGUUGAUGCGACCAUCGGACAACAAUACAGCCCCAUACGUGGCGCUUGUGGAGAAGAUUGAGGCGGAUAAUCGGAGCAAUAUCAAGGUUAGGGUGCGGUGGUACUACCGGCCGGAGGAGUCGAUGGGUGGUCGGAGACAGUUCCAUGGAGCGAAAGAGUUGUUCUUGUCGGACCACUAUGAUGUUCAGAGUGCUCACACCAUUGAAGGCAAGUGUACUGUUCAUUCUUUCAAGAACUACACUAAGCUUGAAAAUGUUGGGACUGAAGAUUACUAUUGCCGAUUUGAGUACAAAGCCGCCACGGGUGCAUUCACACCUGACCGUGUUGCAGUGUAUUGCAAAUGUGAAAUGCCAUAUAACCCAGAUGAUUUGAUGGUACAGUGUGAGGGGUGCAAGGACUGGUAUCAUCCUGCUUGUGUGAACAUGACCAUUGAACAAGCAAAAAUGUUAGAUCACUUCAUGUGUUCUGAUUGUUCAUCUGAUAAUGAUAUAAAAAAACCUCAGAAUACAUAUCCCUCCUCUCCGCUGACUAAUGGCAAGCCGCAUCUACAUUCCCAUAAUGGUGGUGUUUUUUGAAAUCAAAACUUUGUUGUUCAGCAUCUUGAGCUAGCCAUCCUUUCGAAGGUAGAGCCCAAGCGCCGGAAGAAGUGACUGCAUUUAGAGGAAGGAUUUUGACGAUGCAUGAAGAGCCGCCGUGACUUUAUGAGCUUGUGUUAGCUUUUAGUUAGUUCUUGUGGGUGUUGUACAGUGCAGAACAAAACCAUGCUGGUGCUCUGCUAAAUCAAACUAGUGCUUUUUAGUACUUUUGUGUCUUGAUAUCAAUGUCAAUGUAUGUGUGUGCUAGAUUUAGAAUAUGACUUUUGUAAGUACAUGUUUAUGUGCAGAAAGAUGAAUCAGUAAUUAAAUCUUGGGAUUCAGAAUUUCAGAAAACUGUUGUUGGUUUUGAA
Molecule: messenger RNA, 1444 nt
Organism: Camellia sinensis
Lineage: Eukaryota; Viridiplantae; Streptophyta; Magnoliopsida; Ericales; Theaceae
Source: RefSeq, a predicted model, not a curated record